CUUUAUAAAACUGGCAAUUCUCAUUCUCAAACACUUGUCAAACAUGACACAAAAUAUUAUUGUUGCAGUCAGCACGUGUGAAUGUUUUUGUUAGUCCAAGAUGACAUUACAUUUCAAAGAAUUUGAUAAAAAUUCAUCAGAUGAAGAUGAUUCCUCAAGUUACGAUGAUUCCAGCGAAGAUGAAGCUUUGUCUGGCAAUAAUGGUUCUGAUGGUAAUGAUAUGAGUGAAGACGAAGUUGAGGAACAAGAAGAUCAAAUCGAAGACGAUGAUGAUGAUGCAGAUGAUGACGAUGUAGUUAAAGCUAUUAAAGCAGAAAAAAAUAAACAACGCGACCAUCCUCCAGCUAUAUCAUGUGAAGAUUUCAUUGUUGAUAUAUCACUGCAUCCUUCUAAGAAUUUGAUUGCAAUAGCUAAUAUAGUUGGAGAUGUUUUGCUGUAUGAAUACAAUAAUGAAGAGACAAAACUUGUUAAUACAUUAGAAUUACACUUAAAAGCAUGCAGAGAUGUGGAAUUUGAUGACGAAGGGAGCACGUUAUACUCAACAGCCAAAGAUAAAGUUAUUAUGGCUGUUGAUGUUGAGACUGGAAAGCUGAAGAAAUGUUAUGAAAAUGCACAUGAUGAGCCUGUGUACAGAUUAUUAAACCUAGGCAAUAAUAAAAUUAUAACUGGUGAUGAUGGGGGAACUGUUAAACUGUGGGACCUAAGAAAGCCAGAUCCAGUGUUUACUUUAAAAAUUGGUGAAGAACAUGUUGCAGACUUGAUAACCAAUGAUGCUCAGAAAUACUUAGUAUGUGCUGGAGGAGAUGGUGUUCUAACUUCUAUAGAUCUUAAAGCAAGCAAAAUUUAUACCACAUCUGAAGAAUAUGAUGCAGAGAUAACCUGCUUAGGUCUGUUUAGAUCUGAUACUAAACUACUUGCAGCUUCAUCAAGAGGAAAGUUCUACUUAUUCAAUUGGAAGGAGUUUGGUUUUCAUAGUGAUGAAUAUGUUGGACAAAAGCAUGCUGUUCAAUGCAUGGUCCCUAUUACACAGAAUAUUGUGGUGACUUCAGGUGAAGAUGGCAUAUUGAGAGCUGCUCAUAUGUUCCCUCAACGCCAGUUAGGUGUAGUGGGUCAACACAGGCUACCUGUCGAACAUCUCGACAUAAGUCAUGAUGGGCAGUUUAUUGCUUCAUGCUCACAUGAUAAUGAUGUCAAGUUUUGGAAUAUAUCAUAUUUUGAAACAAUUGAUUCAAUUAUAGAUGUUAAUCACAAACAGAACAAAAAACGGGACUUGAGCAAUAACUUGCCAUCAAGUAGUCUAAAAAAUGCAUCAGAUUUUUUCUCUGGAUUGGUUUAAUAAACAUUUGUUGGUA
Molecule: messenger RNA, 1352 nt
Organism: Trichoplusia ni (cabbage looper)
Lineage: Eukaryota; Metazoa; Arthropoda; Insecta; Lepidoptera; Noctuidae
Product: WD repeat-containing protein 55 homolog
Exons: 5
Coding region: 101-1336 (411 amino acids)
Molecular function (GO): protein binding
Source: RefSeq, a predicted model, not a curated record